This is a messenger RNA of Argiope bruennichi, 1934 nucleotides long. Its product is annotated as RILP-like protein homolog. The coding region runs from base 140 to 1252 and encodes 370 amino acids. Gene Ontology annotation, molecular function: protein dimerization activity. The record is from RefSeq and is a predicted model, not a curated record. NCBI's taxonomy places the organism in Eukaryota, Metazoa, Arthropoda, Arachnida, Araneae, Araneidae. The transcript is spliced from 7 exons.
AUAAUGACGCAACCGUGCACCAAACUGUGUGUGACUGUGACUGAAUAGAAUUCGUAUGUCAAAAUUUAGUUUCUAAAUCACGAACUAUGUUUUAAGCGGGUUUUAUUUUGUUUAUCAAUUAAAAAUCAAGCAGUUUUUCAUGGAUAAACAUGUAGAUUCGCAGAUAUUUGUUGGUGAUGUUUACGAUCUUGCAGCAGAAAUAGGCAAAGAAUUUGAAAAACUCAUUGACGUAUGUGGAGCUGACACAAUUAGAGAGCUUAUGACCAAAGUUAUUGUGACUCUCGAAUAUUUAGAAUCGAGUACAGUUGUAGUAGAUCGUUUACAGAGUGAGCUGUAUGACAUAAGAGCUAAAGUUCAACAAUUGGAAUAUGAAAAGUUGGAAAGGGCCGAAUUCCGCAGUAAGUUAGACCAGGAACUUGAAAUAAUUGAAGAAAACUGGCGUAAAGAGACUAGCCACUUAAACUCUCUUGUUGUAAAACUUCAAGAAGAAAACAAACGUUUAAGUGCCAUAAUAUCAGAAAAAGAUAAACAUGCACCAAGUGAUUGUAAAACAUAUUUAUCUGAUGAAGAACUCGUAGUUGUGCAGAAAUUGAAAGAAUUAACUGAACAGCAUCGUGGACAGUUGAUUUUGAAGGAUAAGGAACUUCUAGAAAAGUCAAAUGAACUUGAGAAGAUGCAGUUAGAACUUGAUAGGCUGUCUAAGGCAAACAAAGAGCUUUCUCAUCGAAACAGAUAUUUACAAAAGCAAUUAUAUACAUUGGUUGAAGAAAAAUCGGAUCUUCAAGCCAAUAUUCAAAACCAGCAAAAAGAAUGCAUGGAUUUACAAGCAAAAUUAAGUGUAGCUGUUAAAGAAAAUAUGGACCUUUCAAGUGUUGAGGAUCAGAAAAAAUUGGAUUUGCAAGGGAAACUUAUCAUUAGCCUUGAUGAUCCGAAUAGACCUCGUUUUACAUUAGAUGAAUUGAGGCAUAUUCUUUUUGAAAGAAAUGAUCUCAAAGCUAAAAUUAGUGACUUAGAAGAUGAAUUGAGCUUACAUAAGCCAAAAAAUCUAACUAGCUCAAUAAGUUGUAAUACCAUUUCGGCUGGAGUGGAAGAGGAAGAUCUUCCUGUGCAAGGACCAAUUAAUAAAGAGCCUGAAGAUAAAUUGUAUCCUGAGAAAAAGAAGUUAGGUAUACGUAGAUUUUUUCAUUUUCUUCGACGAAUCUCUGUGGAUAGUCCUGUACCACUAGUGCCAUUUUCAGCUUCCCAUCGGUGACCUGGCCAAAGCUCAUGUAGAUGGAAUCCUGGUUUAACAACUAUACAUAUGCCAUUAGAGUGCCAAUGAGAGAAUAGUUGUAGCCAUAGUCUAUGCCGAAGUACUGAAUGUUGAAGAAGAAUCUGCCUGUGAUCAACUUUUGUGAAGUUUCCUGGAUGAGUCAAGUAUUUGGAAAUUGACUGAGUGUUCCUUCCUUGGAAUAUCACUACCUGUUUUCUUUUUAUUGUAAUUAUUAUUACUGUUAAUAUUUUUAAAUUUAACUAUUGUAUAAAAACCUUUAAUAUUUCUUCUUUUUGUAAAUUACUAUUCAAAUAUUUAAUACUAUAGGAACACAGUUGUAUCAAAAUUUGCAAAAUGAUAGCAUGUAUGUUUCCAUGAGGAGUAAAUAUUCUUGAAUAUUUUUACCAAUUUGCUUGCACUUAUAAGGUAAGAUUUUUCGAAUUUUGUUAUGCAAAAUUUAUAUGAACUUUAAACACAUUUUUACAUAUCUAAAAUAUUUAUUGGAUUGUAGUACACUAAGAAAAUAAUCACCUAUGUAUAUAUCAGGUUACUAUUGUGUAAAUUAACAGGAAAAACAAAAUUUUUAUCUAUUAGUUUAUAUACCAGUGCUGCAUAUUUUACAUUUUAUGAAAACUUUUGUAUUAAUAUAUUUAUAUUUUAUGCGAAAAUGUUACUGUGAUAU